Equus caballus (horse) is the source of this 1722-nucleotide messenger RNA. It is a transcript of the gene NQO1, whose product is annotated as NAD(P)H quinone dehydrogenase 1. NCBI's taxonomy places the organism in Eukaryota, Metazoa, Chordata, Mammalia, Perissodactyla, Equidae. The record is from RefSeq and is a predicted model, not a curated record. Gene Ontology annotation, cellular component: cytosol. Gene Ontology annotation, molecular function: NAD(P)H dehydrogenase (quinone) activity.
UGAACGCCAUCGGAAACUUCCUUCUCGUAUCCCCAGGUAGACCCAUGGGGCCUCUCGUCUGCCCCACCCCUACUAUCAAAGGUCUCUACUCCAGGCCCCUGAUUCCGCCUCCUUCCUAAAACUGCAGCCAACGUGCUGCGCCCUGCGCCCCAGCGCCCGGGUGGCCGGCUCCGCCCUUGCGCUCCCCACGCCCCUCCCACGGGCUUCCCCGCGUCCCAGGCUCAAUUGGCCGUGCAGGGUAUAAAGUACCCGGAGCUUUGCGGGCUGCACAGGCGGCAACCCGGCCACCAGUCGUCCAGCCAAUCAGCGCCCCGCCGGAGCCAUGGCUGCCAGAAAAGCCCUGAUCGUACUGGCCCACUCAGAGAGGACAUCCUUCAACUAUGCCAUGAAGGAGGCUGCUGUGGAGACUCUGAAGAGGAAGGGAUGGGAGGUCGCUGAGUCGGACCUGUAUGCCAUGAACUUCAACCCCCUCAUCUCCAGGAAGGACAUCUCAGGUAAACUGAAGGACCCUGAGAACUUUCAGUAUGCUGUGGAGUCUACUCUAGCUUAUAAAGAAGGCCGUCUGAGCCCAGAUAUUGUGGCUGAACAAAAGAAGCUGGAGGCUGCAGACCUUGUGAUCUUUCAGUUCCCCCUGCAGUGGUUUGGAGUCCCUGCCAUCCUGAAAGGCUGGUUUGAUCGAGUGCUUGUAGGGGAGUUUGCCUACUCAUUUGCUGCCCUGUACGAGAAGGGGCCUUUCCAGAACAAGAAGGCAGUCCUUUCCAUCACCACUGGGGGCAGCGGCCCCAUGUACUCCCCCCAGGGUAUCCAUGGGGACAUUAAUAUACUUCUCUGGCCAAUUCAGAGUGGCACUCUGCAUUUCUGUGGCUUCCAAGUCUUAGAACCUCAACUGACAUAUAGCGUUCUGUACCUUCCCAAGGAUACCCGAAUUCAGAUCCUGGAAGGAUGGAAGAAACGCCUGGAGAAUAUUUGGAAUGAGACUCCACUGUAUUUUUCUCCAAGUAGCCUCUUUGACCUAGACUUCCAGGCAGGAUUCUUAUUGAAAAAGGAGGUGCAGGAGAAGCAGAAAAACUCGAAAUUUGGCCUUUCUGUGGGCCAUCACUUGGGCAAGUCCAUCCCAACUGACGACCAGAUCAAAGCCAGAAAAUAAAAUUCACAGGGCUUGAUUUCUUUCUAAAAUGUAGCCAGAUCUAUGUUUCUUCUUCAGGCCUCCUUGACUUGCUUUAGUUUUUAAGAUUUGUGUUCUUUUUCCACAAGGAAUGAAUUGAGAGAAUAGGCUAUAAUCAUACAUUUUUGGAUAGUUUUAUUUGACGUAAUUGAUUGUUAUGGUUGUUAUUGUGGCAAAAUCUGCUUAGGCUCAAGAGGCCACUUAGGACUUAAGGUCCUGUACGCAAUUUAAUUCCUCUUUUUAAGGAUAAAUUUUUAGAGCUAAAUCUGGCUGGACAGCAUCCAAUUCUUCAAUGCUCUAUUUUUCUGUUAAUUACCUCUGUGGUUUAUGGCAGAAGGGACUUGCCCAGAGAAAGAAAUGACUGAAUCUGACCUAAGGGACUUGUUUAGUAGUUAGUAGUCUAUGCUUGUUUAUGGUAUGUAUUUGUUGUAAUGGCUACACAGUGACUAAUAUGCCUGACAUGAGUGGUACUCUUCCUUCAACUUUUGUUGUUUGUAUACAGUACACGCACAUACCUUGAAAUGACAAGCCUAAUAAAGGUCUCUUCUUUACCUCAA